Rhagoletis pomonella (apple maggot) is the source of this 4385-nucleotide messenger RNA. RefSeq names its product zinc finger protein Xfin-like. Bases 136 to 4227 code for a protein of 1363 amino acids. The transcript is spliced from 10 exons. The record is from RefSeq and is a predicted model, not a curated record. Gene Ontology annotation, biological process: regulation of DNA-templated transcription. Gene Ontology annotation, cellular component: nucleus. Gene Ontology annotation, molecular function: zinc ion binding; DNA-binding transcription factor activity, RNA polymerase II-specific; RNA polymerase II cis-regulatory region sequence-specific DNA binding. NCBI's taxonomy places the organism in Eukaryota, Metazoa, Arthropoda, Insecta, Diptera, Tephritidae.
AAUCCUCCCAUCUCUAAAACAAAUAGAAUUCGUGGAAGACGCGUUUAUUUAGUAGCAGAGAGUUAAUAAAUAUAAAAUUUUGUUGCCUGAAAGUAUCUAUGUUCCACUUACCAUUGUAAGAGAAACUCAUAAAAAAUGCAGUGUCGCGGUUGCAUGCAGACGAAAUGCAGUAUCUUGCUUGAUAUGAGCGUUCCUUGCGCAAAUGAGGACAAACCUCUCAUCGACUACUUUAAUGAAUGCACACAGCUACAUGCCUCAAUUAAUGAUAACUUUCCCAAAACUCUUUGUAAAAUUUGUGCGCAAAAACUCUUAAUAGCCUAUAACUUUAAAAAAUGCGCUCGCGAAUCAGACGCUAAUUUUAAGAAGCUAUUAGCGUCGCCAAAGAAAGAGACUUGUUCGGUUUUUAUUAAGACAGAAGAGGAGGUAGCAGAUAAGCCUAUAGAUAUGGAGUUUGUAUGCUGCAACAACAGCAUCGAUAUUGAAUUAAAUGAGGACGGAAAUAGUGUCAAACACUCAGACUUGGAUGUAUCUAUGGAAGAUAUUUCCCCAGGGGAAUCUUUGAACACAUGUUUUGAGGGAGCUCAGGAUGAAAACAUAAUCGAAAAAUCAAUAGAGAGUUUUGAUGUCCCCGAGUUACCCGUAUUAAAUGAAGAUGACGUAUUGCAAACAACAAUGGUUACAAAAACAGAAAGCAAAAAUUCCCUAGAUUGCAUGGAGAAUCCUGAUAGUUGUAUUGUACCUAUACGGAAAUUGGUAUACGACUGCGAAAUAUGUAAUUGCAAUUGCGCAACGAAAGCCGAGCUAAUAAAGCAUACAUCUGAAGAGCACAAUUCGGAAAUAUUAUGCGUGAAUUGUUCAAAGGCCUUCGAUAUGCCCAAUGAGUUGAGGAAGCAUAAAAAACUUAUUCAUGAGACCGAUUCACCAGUGCAUUGCGAUUACUGCAAAGAAACUACUUUAAUACCUCGAAGUCACCUUCUUCAGCAUUUUGAAAAGAGACACAAACCUCAGUAUCUUAAGUAUUUUCCACGUAUGUUUAAAGGGUACAAAUGUAAAUAUUGUACAAAAGUCGUCACAUGCGCAGUGGAAUUGGAAGACCAUGUGAGAACACACGUACUCUUUAAGUGCCAGUUUUGCCCGAAGUAUUAUACAACAGCGCGAACUUACUCUGGUCAUGCCAUGCGAAUACACAACCGUUCAGUAAAUUGCCUUCCAUCUACACCAAUUGUUAUCGAAGAAGUUGGAUAUGAGAAAGAUAAACGGAUUGAAUGCAAAAUUUGCCACAGAAGCUAUGGAAAUCGUAGCGCAUAUAAAAGACAUAUCAAACAACAACAUAACACUGUUAAACACGGUGGCAAAAAUCUAAGUAAAGAUAUUCAACCGAUGGAAUAUUUAGUAGGUUACGUUAAAUCUAAAUCUACAACACAUAGAAAGGAAAUUAAUCAAGAUGGAUUAAGCCAAAAGAAAACUGACCGGGAUGGUCAAGAACCGGCUAUGCCUAACCUCGACGAAAUUAGAGAAAAUCAUAAAUCGAAAGAAAAAAAGAUGUACUUAUGUUCAUAUUGCCCCCGUAUUUUAACGUCUACACACGCUUUGGAAAUACAUGAGGGAAAACAGCAUUUGAAUAAAGAAAUUAAACUUAAGGAAUGUCCAGUAUGCAAGAAAAAAUUCAGCACAAAGUAUUUAAGUACACAUAUGGACAUCGUACAUGUGGGAAAGCGUAAAUACACUUGUGAUACUUGUGGUGGCUCGUAUAAAUGCCGUGAUACUAUUAACCGACACAAGCGAUUGCAUGCGAAGGAAUGCCACUUCCCAUGUAAUGUAUGUGAUAAGAACUUUAUUGAUAAAACAGAACUCAAAGUACAUAUGCGAGUUCAUACGGGCGAAAGGCCAUUCAGCUGUCAUUUGUGUGACCGCCGAUUUAGAAUUAGAGUUCAUCUCUCCUAUCAUUUACAACGUCAUGAUAACGUCAAGCAGACAUGUAAGGUAUGUGGCAAAGAGUUCAUAAAUAGCGAGUCUUUACGAAUCCAUUCGUUCCGACAUAAAGGUAUAAUGCCAUAUAUGUGCCUUAUAUGCGAUUACGGCAGCGCAAAACGUAAUUAUUUUGUAACACAUAUGCUUCAUAAACACGGUAUAACUAUGACGGAUGAUGAGUUAUUUGCAAUGUUCAAAGCGAAUACAGGCCGAUCUCCACGCGUAAAAUUAGCGAAAGAAUUAGAAAUCAUGGAAAAGGACUCAAUAAAUUUAAAAAUGCAGUGUCGGGCUUGUAUGAAAACUGAAUGUCGUAUUCUACUUGAUAUGAGUGUUGUGUGCACAGAAGAUGGCAAAUCUCUUUUUGACUAUUUUACUGAUUGUACUCAACUGCAGGCAUCGGAUAAAGAUAAUUUUCCCAAAACAAUUUGUAAAACGUGUGCGCAAAAACUCCAAAUUGCCUAUAACUUUAAAAAAUGCGCUCUACAGUCGCAUUUAGAGUUUAAAAAGCUUUUAUCAUCACAGAGAUUGGAGGCAGAGUCGAUUCAUAUUUCUACUAAUGAAUUUUAUCCCUUUACAGAGCCUGAGGAGAAUAUAAACGAUCCUCUAGAUAUGAAGUUUAAAGAUGCUUUAAAGGCUUUAGCGAAACCGGACUUUGACUAUCCUGAUGAGGAAGAAAUCGAAAGGAAACGAAAGCUAAACGCUUUUGUAAAAACUAAUAUGAUUUUGAAUGAAAAUGAUUUAUUGGUUGAAAAUAUGGUUGAUGAAAAUUUGCAAGCCCGAGAGGCAGAAGAAAGUGAAAAAGAGGGUCCGACAGAAUUUGUUGUGGAAAAUCCAAGAACAAUUCCGCCAAUGCAAAUAAAAAUUGAAAGUGUGGGAUAUUUCUGUGAGAUUUGCCAAUGUAAAUAUGAUAUUGAAAACGAAUUAAUGAAACAUAUAUCCGAAAAACAUCAAUCUGAAGUUAUGUGCGUGGAUUGCUCGAAGACCUUUGAUAUGCCUCACGAAUUGAGAACACACAAAAAGCUGGUGCAUAACACCGACUCACCAGUGAUUUGCGAUUACUGCAAAGAAACUACGUUAAUACAUAGAGAUGCACUAGUUGAACAUUUGCUAAGCAAACACAAAAGUCAAUACUAUAAGUACUUUCCACCUACUUGCUAUAAAUGCCGAUAUUGUAGAAGCAACUAUUCUUCUACUUCUGAAUUAGAAGACCAUGUCCAAAACAUGCACGUUAUAUUAGUAUGCUCAAUCUGUAAAAAAAGCUAUGGAAAUUCUUCAUCGUUUAGAAAACAUCUUAAUUGUAAGCAUAACAUAACCGUUACAGAAGCAAAGCAAGAAAUAAAAAAGCAAAGAAACGAGUACAAGAAAAGUGGAGUCAUAAUGCCCAGGAUAAGUAAAAAGAAGUACCCCAAGGGUGAAUCACAUGAAAUGGAUUCUGAGAAAAACCAAGAUACAGCAAAUAAUCAAGAGGAACAAGAAUCUCCUGAAAAAAUAAAAUGUUCGAAUAUAAAAGAAAAGGCGAGAUAUUUAUGUGCAUUUUGUCCUCGAGUAUUUUGCUCUAGAUCUAGUACGGAAGCACACGAAAGAAAAACUCAUUUAAACAUAAAACCGGAUAUGAAGGAAUGCACGUUUUGUCAAAAAAAAUUCUAUGUGGGCUAUAUAAAGAGACAUAUUGAUACUGUACACAUUGCGGAGCGUAAAUUUCAUUGUGAUAUUUGUGGGGAUUCUUUUAAAACUCGUGGCACUCUUUGCGGCCACAGAAAAUUGCAUUCGAAGGAACGACAAUUCCCCUGUACAGUAUGUAAUAAAAGUUUUGCCUUUAAUUCUGAGCUCAAAGUACAUAUGCGAGGUCACACGGGAGAAAUGCCAUUUACCUGUCAUUUGUGUGAUCAACGAUUUCGAAUUAGAGUUCACCUCACCUACCAUUUGCAAAAGCAUACUAAUAUCAUGAAAAAAUGUGAGAUAUGUGGUAAAGAGUUCAAGAACAGCAAGUCUUUAAGAAACCAUUCAUACCAACAUGGGGGGAGAAUGCCCUAUUCAUGUUUAAUAUGCGAUUACGGUAAUCCAAAGCGUGAAGAUUUUGUAAAACAUAUGGUACACAAACACAGCAUAACUAUGACGGAGCCUGAGUUAUUUGCAAUGUUCAAAGCGAAUACUGGUCGUUCUCCGCGCGUAAAACUAGCUGAAGAAUUAGAAGUGGUAAAUGAACUUUUGCAACCGACAGACGUAAUGGAAUCAAUUGACUGCGAGAAUUUAUAAUCUAAAUAUAUGUAUAAAGAUCCAGUUCGUAAAUCUAAAACAAGAAAGCAUCAGUCUCCUUUAUUUCUAAACCACCCUAGAAAAAGGUAACUUCCGCAAAAUAUCAAAUAAAAUGUUGUGCAUAUUUGGCAUUACAAUUAAAGUACUGCAAAAUUCAA